AUGCCACUUUUCACCGCCAGAUCGUCGUAUGCGCAGCAUACACCUUCCCGAUAUAAAAGCCUCAACCGCCCAUUCACCCGCUCGCAGUUUGUGCUCAAACGUUAUAGUGUCUACAACUUCUGUGCAAGGACUUUUUUAAUUAUGAAUACACGGUGUUUAAUAGUGUUAGCGGCCGCCCUCGGCGUGGCUGUUGCGCAGGAGCAAUUCAAAUGCCCAGACGACUUCGGCUUCUACCCUCACCACAUCUCUUGUGACAAAUACUGGAAGUGUGACAACGGAGCCGCUGAACUGAAGACUUGUGGAAAUGGACUCGCUUUCGACAACACAGACUCAAAAUACUUAACAGAGAACUGCGAUUACCUACACAACGUUGACUGUGGAGAGAGAACACAGCUUGAGCCACCAAUCUCCACUCCUCACUGCCAGAGACUAUACGGUAUCUUCCCUGACGAAAGCAAAUGUGACGUGUUCUGGAACUGUUGGAACGGAGAGGCCUCCCGUUACCAGUGCAGCCCCGGACUUGCCUACGACAGAGAAGCGCGUGUGUGCAUGUGGGCUGACCAGGUUCCAGAAUGCAGGAAUGAAGAAGUAGCCAACGGAUUCUCCUGCGCCAACCCCGGUGAGGUCGCCAACGCCGGUUCUUUCAGCCGUCACGCUCACCCCGAAGACUGCCGCAAAUACUACAUCUGCUUAGAGGGUGUCGCCCGUGAAUACGGAUGCCCAAUCGGCACAGUCUUCAAAAUCGGAGACUCAGACGGCACAGGCAACUGCGAGGACCCAGAAGAUGUACCCGGAUGCGAAGACUACUAUGGUGAUUUGGAUCUGAAGUCAAUCCGCAAGAGUGAGCUCCUCGCCGGCCUCAAGAGCGACGGCCAAUCCCGCCCCGACCAGCCAAAGCACCUCAAACCCCGCCCCCAAAAAGAAAACUAA
Messenger RNA from Leptosia nina, 930 nucleotides. The record is from the annotation of a GenBank genome assembly. NCBI's taxonomy places the organism in Eukaryota, Metazoa, Arthropoda, Insecta, Lepidoptera, Pieridae.